Messenger RNA from Erigeron canadensis, 2393 nucleotides. RefSeq names its product probable serine/threonine-protein kinase At1g54610. Gene Ontology annotation, biological process: positive regulation of transcription elongation by RNA polymerase II; protein phosphorylation. The record is from RefSeq and is a predicted model, not a curated record. Bases 201 to 2168 code for a protein of 655 amino acids. Gene Ontology annotation, cellular component: nucleus; cyclin-dependent protein kinase holoenzyme complex. Gene Ontology annotation, molecular function: RNA polymerase II CTD heptapeptide repeat kinase activity; cyclin-dependent protein serine/threonine kinase activity; ATP binding. Lineage: Eukaryota; Viridiplantae; Streptophyta; Magnoliopsida; Asterales; Asteraceae. The transcript has 8 exons.
UAUUUGGUGCUCUAAAUUAUAAAUAUUUAGUAUUUUAACAAGUUAAAGAUAGUUUAUUUUAAUAGAAAUUGGAGCUUUAUAUUUGGGGUUCUAUUUUAAGUGUUGUUAUUUAAUAAAUUUCUAUUGGGCGUUAUAAAAAUAUAAUCUUUUUAGUAUUUUAAGAAGUGAAAGAAAGUUUAUAUAUUGGGUAGUGAAAUUUGAUGGGUGGGAUUUGUGUUAAGCCAUCUGGUGGGAGUCCAUGGGAAAGAAGGAGUAGUAAAUUUUCAUCAGAAUCGCGUGUUUCACGGUCUAGAAGGGAGGAAAGUUUUAGGGUGAAAAGUCGAGUGGAGGUUAGAACUGGGUCGAUCGAUAGGAGAGUGAAUUCCAUUAGGCGUGUGCGGGAUCAGGAUGAUCACUUUGAAAAAAAGAAAGAGUUUUCUGGAUCUAGGUUUGAUAGUAGUUUGAGUAUCGCGUCAAUUCCGAAAGCUAUAGAAGGGGAACAGGUUGUUGCGGGUUGGCCUUCUUGGCUUGUAGACGUAGCUGGUGAAGCUAUUAAUGGUUGGUUGCCUAGGAAAGCGGAUACUUUUGAGAAGCUAGAUAAGAUUGGUCAAGGAACAUAUAGCAAUGUAUAUAAGGCUCGUGAUCUUACCAACAAUAAGAUUGUUGCUUUGAAAAGAGUGCGCUUUGAUAAUAAGGAUAUUGAGAGUGUCAUUUUUAUGGCGCGAGAAAUACUUAUCUUACGAAGGCUUGAUCAUCCAAAUAUUAUUAAAUUGGAAGGAUUGAUAACUUCUCGGACUUCUUCCAGCUUAUACUUAGUAUUUGAGUAUAUGGAACAUGAUCUAACCGGACUUGUAUCAUUACCUGGAAACAAGUUCUCGGAACCACAGGUUAAAUGUUACAUGAAACAGCUGCUAAGUGGACUUGAUCAUUGUCAUAGUAAUGGUGUCCUGCAUAGGGACAUAAAGGGGUCAAAUCUUUUGAUUGAUGAUAAUGGAAUCUUAAAAAUUGCUGAUUUUGGCUUGGCAAAUUUCUAUAAUCGUGGUCAAACUGUGCCAUUGACCAGCCGGGUUGUAACUCUCUGGUAUCGACCACCAGAAUUGCUACUUGGAGCAACACGUUAUGGCGUUGCUGUGGAUAUGUGGAGUGCAGGAUGCAUCCUCGGAGAAUUAUAUGCUGGCAAACCUAUCAUGCCUGGUCGUACCGAGGUUGAGCAACUGCAUAGAAUCUUCAAGCUUUGUGGUUCACCAUCCGACAGUUAUUGGUCAAAAUCAAAAUUACCUCAUUCAACAGUAUUUAAGCCGGUCCAUCCUUAUAAACGACGGAUUAUGGAAGCUUUUAAAGAGUUUCCUUCACCUGCUAUUGCACUUAUGGAGACCUUACUUGCAAUAGAUCCUGUACAAAGAGGAACUGCAGCGCUAGCUCUUAAGAGUGAGUUCUUUACAACAGAACCAUUAGCUUGUGAUCCUUCUAGUUUGCCAAAAUAUCCCCCUAGCAAAGAGAUUGACGCAAAAAUGAGAGAUGAUGAAGCUAAAAGACAAAGAGCUGCAAGAGUGAAUGGCCAAGUUCCCGAUAAGGAAAGCAGGGGACCAAGAGAAACUCGUGCAGUGCCAGCUCCUGAUGCCAAUGCUGAGCUAGCCACGUCAAUCCAGAGAAGGCAGAGCCAUGGAAGUUCACAGAGUAGAAGUGAGUUUUUUAACAGGCAUAAGGAAGAUGCUGCUUCUGGUUUUCCUAUAGAGCAAUCCGUUACGCCAAAGGGUUCAAAAGACACAACUAAAGGUGUGAAACGUUCUCCUCCAAUGAGGGGAUCUUAUUCGGGUCCAUUAGUGGCAGGUGCUGGAUGGACACAGCCAGGAAAGAAAUACAGUGAAGUUUCCUAUGAUAAAAAUGUAACUUCCAAACCAACAAAAUAUCAAGUCGGUAAAUUGUCAGAAUCAACCGAAGAAUUUAUGCAUACAAGAAAGCAUGAGCAGAGAGAUGUUUCUCAGAACAUGGCUGGCCCAUGCAGAGUAGGAAGCGGAAGACCUAGUAAUAAGGAAUCAUUUAUGGAUGCCCAGGGAUAUAAGGGAAACAAGAUCCAAUUCUCAGGUCCCCUGGUUUCAUCAAAUGUGGAUCAGAUGCUUCGAGAUCAUGAUCGUCAUAUCCAAGAAGCUGCACGGAGAGCACGCCUUGAGAGGACAAGGGCUCAGUGAAGGGGUGCAAAUGAUGAUAAAUGCGUUGCCUAGCCAUAUAUAAGCUCAGACAGGUCCACAGGGAGGAAAGUUGAUGCUCUCUUCUACUACCAGAUGGCUUUGUGUAUAGUAAUUCUUGAUUUAUUUUUUUCCUGGAAUUUAGGAGGGUACGGGUCUAUUGUUAUGUUGGAAAGUAUAGGAACAAAUAACAGCACGAUUUUUGAAACAGAAUAUGGUUUUUGCUCA